Messenger RNA from Oldenlandia corymbosa var. corymbosa, 567 nucleotides. NCBI's taxonomy places the organism in Eukaryota, Viridiplantae, Streptophyta, Magnoliopsida, Gentianales, Rubiaceae. The record is from the annotation of a GenBank genome assembly.
AUGCUUCGGUGGUGCGGCGUUGGUGAUCAGGAGAACGUGGAGUUGAUGCUGCUGCUGUGUGUGCGAAGGCAAGGGAGCAGGGUGCUGCUGGCUUUCUCGGCGAUGAAGAAGCAGAGGUGGUGCGUGGAUGUGAUAGAGAAUAGGAAGAAGUUGGUGCUGAGGAGGGUGUUUUGCAGCGGCAGUGAAGGAGGUAAAGGUGGUGGAGGAGGGAGUUCAGUGGUGGUCGGCGGUGAAGAGGCAGAGAAGAUGGUGAUGAUGGUGGAGAGCAAGGUUGAUGGGACUGAAACUGCAAAAAACCGAAAGCUGGCAAAUCUGCAGCAGCCGGAAUUAAACAGAGAAACAGCAGCAGCCGCUGGCCUAAAAAAAAGAAUGGAGAGGGCAGGGAGUGAUUUUGGAGCCACCGAAAAUCCGAAAGAAUGGAGUGGAGGCUGGAAAUCCAAAAGUUGGAGCCACCGGCCGGGUGUGAUUUUGGGAGUUGGGGCUUUCCGCGGUUCGGCAGGAGAAGAACAGGGGAACCUAGAAAAGCAGGAUGAGACCAACAGCAGGACAGCAGAGAGAAAAGAAUAA